Corvus hawaiiensis (hawaiian crow) is the source of this 1652-nucleotide messenger RNA. RefSeq names its product zinc finger protein 239-like. Bases 143 to 1204 code for a protein of 353 amino acids. Gene Ontology annotation, biological process: negative regulation of transcription by RNA polymerase II. Gene Ontology annotation, molecular function: DNA-binding transcription repressor activity, RNA polymerase II-specific. The record is from RefSeq and is a predicted model, not a curated record. NCBI's taxonomy places the organism in Eukaryota, Metazoa, Chordata, Aves, Passeriformes, Corvidae. The transcript is spliced from 3 exons.
GGAAGCCGUGGGAUAGAGGAGGAGCAGGAACUGGAAGCAGAGGGAGCGCGUGUCCCAGCCCGGGCUGUGUCCGCUGCCCUUCCGCCGCCUGGGCCAUUGUCCCCCCAUCCCGCAGGAUUUCUCAUUCCCAACCCUUGGCUGGAUGGAGGAGGAGUCUGUGAGGAAGAGGGAGAUGCCCCGGGAGCCGCAGGCAGACAAGGAGCUGAGCACGGAGCCCAGGGAGGACAAAUGCCCGCGACAGAAGCUGGUGGGAGAGGCCGUUUUGAGCGGCUCCACGGCACAGGAAUGCAACGGGGAGGAAAAGCCGCGGAGAUCCCACACGAGGAGGGGCUGCAAACGCAGCCCAGGGGUCUCUGAGAAGGAAGGACCCUCGCUGGGCCGGAAAAGCGGCCAGAGAUGCGGCCGGAGGUCGGAGCUGAGGGUCCAUGAGCAGCUUCAUGACGGGGAGGAGAAGCCCUACAAGUGCUCGGAAUGUGGGAAGAGCUUCCGCUCUUGCUCCAGCCUCCUCACCCACCAUCGGGUGCACACGGGGGAACGGCCCUUCGAGUGUGGGGAAUGUGGGAAGACGUACACCCAUGGCUCCCACCUCCUCUACCACCAGCGGGUGCACACGGGGGAACGGCCCUACAAGUGCUUGGAAUGUGGGAAGAGCUUCAGAGACAAUUCCCACCUGCUCUGGCACCAGAAGAUCCACACCGGGGAACGGCCCUACAACUGUGGGGAGUGUGGGAAGAGCUUCAGAGACAGCUCCGGCCUCGUCACCCACCGGCGCGUGCACACCGGGGAACGGCCCUACACGUGCUUGGAAUGUGGGAAGAGCUUCAGCGUUCGGUCCAAUCUCAUCUCCCACCAGAAGAUCCACACUGGGGAACGGUCCUAUGAGUGUUCCGAGUGUGGGAAAAAGUCUCGGAGCAGUUCGGAUCUCCUCAAGCAUCAGCGCACACACACGGAGGAGAGGCCCUUCCGCUGCCCCGACUGCGGGAAGGGCUUCAAACGCAACUUCAGCCUUCUCACCCACCGGCGCACGCACACCAGGGAGAGGCCCUACAAGCGUCCCGAGUGUGGGAAGAGGUUUCAGACCAGCUCAGAUCUUGUCAGCCACCAGCGCAUCCACACCAGGGAGAAGCCCUUCGAGUGUCCCAAGUGUGGGAAGAGCUUCUCCAGGAGUUCAGCCUUGACCAGACACCAACAGAGCCACCGCUAAGGGCAGCCCUGCGAGUGCCCCGAGUGCAGGAAGAGCUUCGUGUGCUGCUCCAACCCCAUUGCCCACUGGAGGACCCACGUUUGGCAGAGACCCAGUGACCACAUUCCCAGUGGCCCAUGCUGGGAAGACACCUGGCUGUAGAUUCCAAGGAGGCGAGCAGAGAAAAAAUUCUCCACUUUUUACUGUCUCAUGUGAAAGUCUCCGUUCUCACACAAGCCAGCUGUCUGACGGUUUGCUGUCUGGUAAACAUUUGCACCUGCAGGGCUGUUGGGAGAACAUAGUGGAAUGUUUUGGUUCACUAAGAAUAGUAUUUUGAAAUGGGUGGUUAUACCUCUUAGCCUAUCACCUUGGUUGGUGGUUUACCGAUGGGCCAAUCAUGUAAUUUCUCUUUUGUGAUCCAUGCUAUAAAAAGAUGGGAGUUUUUGGCAUUAAACGGCAUAAAACCAUA